This is a messenger RNA of Panonychus citri (citrus red mite), 1703 nucleotides long. Its product is annotated as protein arginine N-methyltransferase 1-like. Gene Ontology annotation, cellular component: nucleus. Gene Ontology annotation, molecular function: protein-arginine N-methyltransferase activity. Gene Ontology annotation, biological process: peptidyl-arginine methylation. The record is from RefSeq and is a predicted model, not a curated record. Lineage: Eukaryota; Metazoa; Arthropoda; Arachnida; Trombidiformes; Tetranychidae.
GCUAUCAACAGGUGGCAGCGUUUGUGUUCCAAGAAAAACAUGGAAUUUGUUUUUCCUCAUUUUUUCAAAUUCCAAUGGAAAUUUAAUUAACUAAAUUAAUUGUUUUAGCUUUUUUAAUUGUUAAUUUUCUUCUAAUUAGCAACUUUGCAAAGAUCUAUUUAAUUGCUGAUUUAUUAUGUCUAAUUGUGUAGUGGAUGAUGAUUCUUCUGGAUCAGAUGAUGAUUAUAUUGAAGAGCCUUUUAUUGAUACAUCACUUGAAGGAGUUUGUCUUUUUUGUGAUCAAACUGAAUCUGAUUGUGAAAAUUUACUUGGUCAUUUGAAAAUUGGUCAUUCAUUUGAUUUGAGAGAAUUUGCUUCCACUCAUCAUCUUGAUUCAAUUUUAUAUAUUAAACUAAUCAAUUUUAUCCUCUGCCAAAUGGGUCCUGAACAAGUUGCUGGAAUUAUGGUUAAAGAUGAUUGGAAAAAGGAUGAUUACAUGAAACCAGUUAAAGAAAAUGAUCUCUUAUUAACUUUGGAUAUUGGUGAUGACUGGGAUGAUUCUGAGGAUGUAAAGUUGACACCAUCUCAACCACCUUGUGAACAACAAACUGAACUCUCAGUAUUACAAGACGGAAUUAGAAAGAUCCAAACUUUAAUCACUGACAUUACCAACAUGGAUGAUAUAAGUGAUUCCAAUCAAAAUUUAGACAAUGACAGUUACUUUUUCAGUUAUGCUCAUCACACCAUCCACUGGGAAAUGCUUUCCGAUCGACCACGAACUGAAACAUACCGUAAAGCGAUAUUAGACACCGAUAAAUUUCUCGGAAGUUCUUGUCUUGAUAUCGGUUGUGGAACUGGAAUUUUAUCUCUAUUUGCAUUCAAAGCGGGAGCAAGUAAAAUCGUCGCCGUUGAUCAGAGUGAUAUAAUUUAUUCUGCUAUGGAUAUUGCACAAGAAAAUGGAGCUCAUGAUGCAAUUACCUUCAAAAAAGGUAAAUUAGAAGACUUGGAAUUUAAUGAUAAGUUCGAUAUAAUCGUUUCCGAGUGGAUGGGAUAUUUUCUACUCUUCGAGGGGAUGAUUGACACCGUAAUCACUGCCAGAGAGAAAUAUCUUAAACCAGGAGGUUUAAUGUUACCCGGAAGCUGUUCAAUCUUCAUGGCCGCUUUGUCCAAUGAAAAGAUUUACAAUGAACGGAUUAAUUUCUGGAACGAUGUUUAUGGAUUUAAAAUGACCUCAAUGAAGAAAGAUGUUCUCAGUGAGGUUUUAAUUAAAGAAGUUAAUAGUCAAUCUCUUGUCAGUGAUCAACUUGAGGUGAAAAAGUUUAACCUGUCAACUUGUACAAUCAAAGAAGCUCAACAUGUUGAAAGCUCUUUCUCAUUAACAAUUAACUCUUCAGGUAUUGUUCAUGGGCUAGUUUUCUGGUUUGAUUGUUAUUUCGAUGGAUCAAAUUGUAUCACAUUAAGUACCUCACCACAUUCACCAUCAACUCAUUGGAAACAAUCAAUUCUAUUUUUCAAAGAACCAAUUAAUUGUAAAGAAGGUGAAAGUUUAACUGGUAAAAUUGAAUUAUUUAGAAAUUGUGAUGAUUUUCGAGCUCUGCGAAUACAAUUAACGAUUGAUGGUAAAGGAAUUCAAAAAUACAUCAUGAAUUAGCUAUUCUAAUUGUAGCCAAUUGAUUUCACUAUUUUCUUAAUUUAUCAAUAAAUUAUCCAAAGAAAGUAAAAAA